Molecule: messenger RNA, 742 nt
Organism: Rhineura floridana
Lineage: Eukaryota; Metazoa; Chordata; Lepidosauria; Squamata; Rhineuridae
Product: placenta-specific gene 8 protein-like
Exons: 5
Coding region: 122-463 (113 amino acids)
Biological process (GO): positive regulation of transcription by RNA polymerase II
Source: RefSeq, a predicted model, not a curated record
AUGUGAUACAAACUCCCUAUCCUAUACAGAAGAGUUGGUUAAAUUUCAUCUAGGAAAAGAAAACUCUCUGUCGAAGAAAAUUCAGCAAAGUGACUGUAACAUCUAAUCAGACUUUGUGAGAAUGGAAAUGACGUAUCAGCCAGCUAUUGUUACCCAGCCACAAAGCCACGUAACAACACGGAGUUUUGAGUGGCAGACUGAUCUUUGUGACUGCGGCAGUGACUGUUGUAUCUGCCUGUGUGGAGCAUUCUGCUUCUGUUGCCUCGGAUGCAAAGUUGCCAAGGACAUGGAGGAAUGCUGUUGCUGUGGGCCAAGUGUUGCCAUGAGGACUCGUUACCGGACUUUGUACAGGAUACCGGGAUCCAUCUGCAAUGACUGCGCCACAGUCACCUUCUGUGCCCCCUGUAAUCUUUGUCAGCUCAAGAGAGAUAUCAACAGGAGGAAACAAUUAGGGAUAUUCUAGAAAGAUGUUCCUGCAUUUGCCAACCCAGAUGUUCCUGAGCCUCUGAACUUGGUGUAUUCCAAAACUUGGUGUUGAGUUUUCCGAUAUGCUGCAGGACAGUCUUCAGAACUAGGUAGAGAUCUGGGGCUCAGUUCAAAGGACCCAGGGGCUUGGACCCUCAGCCACCCUUGAACAAUGCCCCUGGCCAAGAGUCUUCUAGAAUACAGCCGUUUUUGUAAUUAGAACAAUUAUCUCAGUUCUUUGUUUCUGCUCUAAUAAAUGAAUGCUUUAAAAACUGGA